CCUGCUUUUAGUUUUUCAUCACCGACGUUCUUUCGGCUAAUUUCGUCAACCGCUGGCAUUCGCAGCAACUUUCCUUCCUCACGUACAACUUUUGCUGCCCCACGGAUCCGAUCACCGCCGCCUCCACUGCCACCGCAAUGUCUCCGCGGUCGGGAACGCCGACGCCGGAGACCCGUCUUCUAAACAAAUUCCCCAGCCCCGACCUCUCCGGCAAGGUCGCCGUCUUCCAGUCUCUACAUUUCACAUCCCGCCAUGGCGCGCUCCUUAUUCUCACCGUCCUUUCACUGCAAAUCCUCCUUUUCCUUUCAACUCGAUCCAUCGCCGCUCGUCUCUUCGACUUUAGGCGCCCUUCCGUUGCCGUCGCUCCUGCCCCAGCUACGGAAGUCUCCUGCGACUCUGGUUUGAUUUACGUCUACGAAAUUCCUCCCAAGUUCAACAAAGAGUUGAUCAACGACUGCUCCGGUCUCAACCCAUGGAUUUCCCGUUGCGGUGCCAUCUCCAACGGAGGCUUCGGCCCCCCAGCCGCCGCCGCCGAUCUCGCGCGAAUCGUGCCGGAUUCCCUUCUAAAUUCCUGGUUCUCAACCGAUCAAUUCACCGCAGAGCUGAUUUUCCACCGACGCUUGCUCGCCCACCGUUGCCGAACCUUAAACCCCUACGCGGCAUCAGCUUUUUACAUACCCUUCUACGCCGGCCUUGCCGUAGGGAAACACCUAUGGUCUUCUACCUCUACCUCCGAAGAGCGCGACAGCACUUGCGCCGAUCUUCUCAGGUGGAUGGAUUCCCAAUUUCCGUGGAGGAAAUCAGGCGGCUGGGAUCAUUUCAUCACGCUCGGGCGCAUCACAUGGGACUUCCGGCGGUCCAACGACCGCGAUUGGGGUGGGAGCUUCCUUUAUAUGCAGGGAAUGGCGAAUGUGACUCGUCUUCUAAUCGAACGGAACCCAUGGGAUGAGCACGACGUGGGGAUUCCAUAUCCCAUAGGUUUCCACCCACGAAGCGCGGCUGAGGUGCGUGCUUGGCAGGCUUUUGUGAAGAACCGGCCCCGAUCGACGCUCAUUAGCUUCGCCGGAGCGGCGCGCGUGAGCGUCAAAGAUGAUUUUAGGGGUUUAUUAUUGUCGGAAUGCGCGGGGGCGGGAAGCGCGUGUCGAGCGGUUGAUUGCAGCGAGGGGCGGUGCGGAAACCGUAGCGCGGAGACGUUAAGCCUCUUUCUGGAUUCGGUAUUCUGCUUGCAGCCUAGAGGGGAUAGCUUCACGCGGCGAUCAAUGUUCGAUUGCAUGGUCGCCGGGGCGAUUCCGGUGAUCUUUUGGCGGCGGAGCGCCUACGAGCAGUACACGUGGUACUUGUCUGCUGAAGAAGAGGAGGCUGGGGAGUGGUCGGUGUUCAUCGAUAGGAGAGAGGUGAGGAGUGGAGCGGUCAGCGUGAGGGGGCUUUUGGAUGGGAUUGGCGAAGAGAAGGUUCGAAAGAUGAGGGAGAGGGUGGUGAGUUUGAUACCGAAGCUGGUGUAUGCAGGGGCGGAGAGAGGACUCGACGAGGGGAUGGAGGACGCCUUUGAAGUGGCGGUGCAAGGGGUGCUCCGGCGAUUUCAGGGAAAGCGCUACCGACGGUGAGGGUACAACUGUAAAGUUGCAUGAGAAAGUCCACAAGCAAGAGCAACCACGGGAUCAUCUUGCCUCACAAAGGUAAAUCCGUUUGCGGUCAGGAUGUCGAAUACUCAUGAAGCUACUUUGGAGUGGACGAAAUGGACGAUAUCAAUCUUCGCAUCUGUGAGAUCUAUUUAAAACAGCUCAACUUUUCCUUUAAAAUCCUUCCUCACCUUUAAAUUCUUAAUCCAAAUUUUGAAAAUUUAAAAUUGUUAUAAUUCAAAUCCAAAUGAUCAUUAAUCAACAAAAUAAUAAAGAAAUAAUAAAAUUGAAAUGAUUAAAAGUAAUUAAAAGAACAUGUGUAACUUUUCCAAGAUUGUAAACAUAUCAUUUUCACUAUCAAACUUAAUAAACGAAAUCAUUAACUUUUGAAAAUUCGACCAACUAGUUCAAAUCACUUUAAUAAGACAAACCAUAACAAAUUAAAUACACCAUGUGUGACCGCCAACUUUGUAAAGGAUAUGCUAAGUUAAAACUGGCUCUCUCCAAGCCCGAGAUGAAAUUAGAAACUCUUCUUAGAGAGAAGGAAGAGCUACAGAAGAAAUCCAAAGAAAACGCGAGGCUGCUCGCUUCCUCUCAAGCGUAGAUAAACUGGUUAUAGGAGGAGAAAGCUAAGCUACUCUAUGAGCUAAGGGAGAAAAAUUCACGUAAUUCCUCAUUAGAAAGCGAGUUAGCCGAUGUGAAGGGACGGCUAAAACCUUGAUGGAAGGGCUUGAAGAGCAUAAAAGAUCAGCGAGACUCCUAGUUGAACACUCUGUUGAGCAAAGGAAGAAGAUGGAAGACAAAGCUAAUACCUUGAAAAAUUUUAUAUGAUUUCUGAAGAAGUCGCAAGUUGAAUAAGGAGUUAAAAGAAAUAUUCACAAGCUUGAAGGAGCAACUUGUAGGAAGGAAAAUGCAAGAGGAGUUCCUUCAAGAAAUUAAACUGAUGUCUGAGUAUGAAGAGUUACUGGCAGAUCAUGAUUAGAGGACGAUCAAGCAAUGCUUAGUACUGAGGUGCAAAAAGAGAUCCUUCCUCCUGAUAGGGAUGAUUUGGAACGAUACACGCAGCUUCUUGGAUGAUCUGGUGAUGAAUAGUUGAUCGCGUUGCUCUUUCAAGAGAUCUAGUGUUUGCACAGACUUCCGUGAUGAAGUUCUCUUCAUUCGCUCAACUCUUGCUCCCCGAAGCUAAAGACAAUUAAGACCCACUGAGUAUUUAUGUCAUACUAUAUUGGAAUUACUGCUUCAAUUGCAUGUGACAAGAUGAAAGGAGUGUGUCCGGUAAAAGUGAAGGGUGUAGUUCGUAACGCCCAUAAUAAGAAGGGUAAUAUUUUAGCUCACUUUCAUUUUUGCCCUUUUAUAUUUUUUUCUUCGGUAAGCUGAGGAUCAAUUUUUUGGCAGCUUCUACUAGCUAUUUUUUUGGAUGGUGAACAGAAAUAUACUUGAGCUAUAUCUCUUGCGCAAA
Molecule: messenger RNA, 3078 nt
Organism: Phalaenopsis equestris
Lineage: Eukaryota; Viridiplantae; Streptophyta; Magnoliopsida; Asparagales; Orchidaceae
Product: xyloglucan galactosyltransferase XLT2
Exons: 5
Coding region: 138-1604 (488 amino acids)
Biological process (GO): xyloglucan biosynthetic process
Molecular function (GO): galactosyltransferase activity
Source: RefSeq, a predicted model, not a curated record